Trachymyrmex septentrionalis is the source of this 477-nucleotide messenger RNA. RefSeq lists its product as uncharacterized. Gene Ontology annotation, biological process: synapse organization. Gene Ontology annotation, cellular component: neuron projection membrane. NCBI's taxonomy places the organism in Eukaryota, Metazoa, Arthropoda, Insecta, Hymenoptera, Formicidae. The transcript is spliced from 4 exons. The record is from RefSeq and is a predicted model, not a curated record. Bases 1 to 477 code for a protein of 158 amino acids.
AUGGAUUCGACAAACAGUGCCACGGGCCCGAUUUUCGUAGCACCAGUUGGAAAUCAGACCGCCGCGAUUGGCCGCGAGGUCGUCUUCUCUUGCAGCGUACGCAACAUAAGCAUUCGCAAAUAUAAGGUUGGCUGGCUGCGCACCUCAGACCAGACUAUUCUGUCGAUUCACACUAGAAUCGUGACGCAUAAUGCACGUAUCACGGUUACCUAUGAAAGUGGGGCAAGCUCUGGGUCCGCCGGUGCAUCCGGCGGUGCUUCAGGAGUGACCGGAAGUAGCCAAGCUACGGAGGAAAUCGUCGACGGUACGUGGCGUCUGCACAUUCGCCAACUGAAGGAAACCGACAGAGAUUGUUACAUGUGCCAGAUUAACACUAGCCCGAUGAUAUCUGAGCUCGGUUGUCUCGACAUACAUGAUUCAUGCGAUAUUUGCAAACUUUCCGCAUUGUCUUUAGCCGCGGUAUCAAACACGUUUUAA